AUUUUGGAAACCAUAACAACCAGGCAGUCAGUCAAAAUAAACAAAUCUGAGGCAAACGAGUAAAUAAAUUUGCAAAAUAUUAUAAAUUUAUUUAAACAAAAAUUAUUUGGAAAAUUCGCAAAAGAAAAUGUCAUUGACGGCCAAGAAUUCCUAUUGGACACGUGUUGUGGGUGAAAUUGAAAAGAAGUCUAUGCUGAAGACCCGUAAGGAGGCAAUCAAAAAAUAUUAUUUCUCGCUGACAUUGCCCAAGGCUCUGAGGAGAAGGGUUGCUAAAAUUUUACCCUAUGAGUUCGAUGAAUACGAUAAGAAUGUCUUUAUUGAAGAAUCAACAGUUGAAGCUCCAAUGACGCUUGAUGAGGGCGAUGAUGAGGAGGAGGAAGAGGAGAAAAAGGAAAAGAAAAAGCCCGAUGACUUCAAUGAAAGCACUUGCUCCGAAGUUGAAAGACUCGAACAUGAACAUCCCAAAUUUGUUUUAAAUUUGGAAAAACCUUUGGAGUACAAAGGCAAGCCGAAGAAGAAACACAACUGGCCUUCAACUUUCAUUUGUAAGCCACGUAAAAAACGAGUCUGCUGGGAUUCGAAAAUCUAUGACAUGGAAUGCAGUAUUUGGGAGAAAAGUUUAGACGAGCAAGCCGAACAACUUAUGGAUGCCUCAGCUGAACGCUUUACCACUUGGAUAAACUCAUUGGGCAGCAAUAGAGAUUCGGAUAUUUCCAAGGAAAAGCUUAAAGCUUUAUUUUCCAUUGAGGGUGAACGAAAGCUUUUAGCAUCGAUUGUAACCGAACCAAAAGAGGUAAAAGCCAUAGCCAAGACCGUGGCAGACAAAUGGAAUGUACCGGAGAUGGCAAUUGAGUUGAAAUAUGAAAACUAUAUCAAGAAUCGUUUGAAAAAUGUACCAAAGAAAAUUAUAACCGUGGCCUUUGGACGCACCAUUCCCGUCAAAGAUCGCCCCUGGCAGCCGUCUGAAUUUGACGAACCCAUACAUACGGUUUUCCCAGAUGAAUUGCUGACAAUGGAAAAGCUAUUCAAGGGCAUAACACAUCUACGUUCCACCAAAUUAUUGGUCGAUUUCUAUAAAGAACAGAACGAACUUGUGCGACCCUAUUAUUUGGUCAAAUCAGGGAUGUUCCGAGAGAAAACAAAGGCGCAAACCGUCACCGAAGUUCCUUUGUACGAACGAUUAAAACUAAAAUAUUAAUAAAACCAGUAAAGAAAGUCUUAAAGUCGGGCGGGGCCGACUUUAUGAUACCCUA
This is a messenger RNA of Musca domestica (house fly), 1253 nucleotides long. RefSeq lists its product as uncharacterized. The coding region runs from base 128 to 1198 and encodes 356 amino acids. The record is from RefSeq and is a predicted model, not a curated record. The transcript has 4 exons. NCBI's taxonomy places the organism in Eukaryota, Metazoa, Arthropoda, Insecta, Diptera, Muscidae.